This is a messenger RNA of Anguilla rostrata (American eel), 3189 nucleotides long. It is a transcript of the gene ubiad1, whose product is annotated as UbiA prenyltransferase domain containing 1. Gene Ontology annotation, biological process: menaquinone biosynthetic process; vitamin K biosynthetic process. The record is from RefSeq and is a predicted model, not a curated record. Lineage: Eukaryota; Metazoa; Chordata; Actinopteri; Anguilliformes; Anguillidae. The coding region runs from base 339 to 1382 and encodes 347 amino acids. Gene Ontology annotation, cellular component: endoplasmic reticulum; Golgi membrane. Gene Ontology annotation, molecular function: prenyltransferase activity. The transcript has 3 exons.
UGGUCUGACACGCGAGCACCACUGUAUAAUUUGUAAAUUGGGAGGAUAUACUUGAAUCGGUAGCAUGUUUCCUUCGGACACUAAACAUGUUACACUUAAAAGGGUUGGACAAAAUGGCGGCUUUCAGAUGGUGGCUUACGAUGUCUGAUUUGACACGUAACUGGGUGGUUGUGUGAUAUCAAGGCAAGUCAAGUUGUCACGAAAGGGUCAUGCAAGGACAAGAGGGAUGAUAUCUCGGUGCAUUAGAGAGGCUUUUUAGAAUAUUUCACGCGUGGGUUUCCCUUACUUGCCCCUGGGCUGGAGCACUUUGUAGUACUCCAACACAUCCCGUCGGGAGGAUGGCAGAGGGGCAGAAAUCGGGCGGUGCAGAGACUUGUAUAUUCGCUGGAUCGAACGGGCACAACGGAGGCAGAGAAGAUGCCCGCCUGAAUGGCUUGGACAGGAACCACGUCGAAAAAUCCUCAGGAAUUGCCAGAGUAGCGAUGGACAUGAAGCACAAGUGCGCCGCCUAUGUCCUGGCCCUCCGUCCGUGGAGUUUUAGUGCCUCGCUGACACCUGUGGCCCUGGGCAGUGCGCUGGCCUACAAGUCAGAGGGGACGGUGGACUUUGUGAUCCUGUUGGUGUGUGCUGUGGCUGUACUGGUGGUUCAUGGCGCCGGGAACCUGGUGAACACCUACUACGAUUUCUCCAAGGGCAUUGACCACAAGAAGAGCGACGAUAGGACACUGGUGGAUCAGAUCCUGGAGCCCCAGGAUGUUGUCAUGUUUGGAGCUGUGCUCUACUCCCUCGGGUGCUUGUGUGCGACUCUUCUGUUUUACCUGUCCGCACUGAGGUUGGAGCACCUGGCCCUCAUUUACUUUGGGGGGCUCUCCAGCUCCUUCCUUUAUACCGGAGGUAUUGGGCUGAAAUAUGUUGCCCUGGGGGACGUGGUGAUCCUGAUUACCUUUGGCCCCCUCGCGGUCAUGUUUGCCCACGCGGUGCAGGUGGGUCACCUGUCCGUGCUGCCCCUGGUCUACGCCGUCCCGCUGGCCCUGAACACCGAGGCCAUCCUGCACAGCAACAACACGCGAGACAUGGACUCGGACAAGCAGGCGGGCAUCGUCACCCUGGCCAUCCUCAUCGGGCCCACGCUGUCCUACGUGCUGUUCAACCUCCUACUCUUCGUCCCGUACGUCCUCUUCUGCAUCCUGGCCACCCGCUACACCAUCAGCAUGGCCCUGCCCCUGCUCACCCUCCCCAUGGCUUUCCCGCUGGAGAAGCAGUUCCGCAGCCAGUGCUACUCCAAAAUCCCCCAGAAAACCGCAAAACUCAACCUCCUGAUGGGGCUCUUCUACGUCUUUGGGAUAAUAUUGUCACCGCGAGGCAGUUUGCCGCGCCUGUGAAUUCAUCUUCGGUUUUUUUUUGGGGUUUUUUUUUUUUUUGUCGUCGUUCUAGUACAGCAGCGGUUCCCAACUGUGUUCCUGGAGAUAUGCUGUCCUGUAGGUUUUUCAUAUCAACCCAAAUCUGGCACGCCUGAUUCUGCUAAUCGGCAUCUCUUGGAGAUCUGUAGCUGUUGAAUGGGGUGUGCUUUCUUAGGGUUGGGGUAAAAACCUACAGGACAGUAGAUCUCCAGGAGCAGGGUUGGGGACCACUGUAGUACAGAGUAGAUUAGAUUACAUGCAUCAGUGUAUUUAUUCUGAUUUAUUUGUGCGGUUUAACGGCUUUAAUUUAUUGUUUUGUUUAAAUUGUAUUUCAGGACAGAUGUAAACCCUUUACUGGUGUUUAACCAAUUUUGUUUAUAUAUAUAUCACCAGGUUUGUCAAUUUUGUUAUAGCUUACCACCGGGUUUGUUAUUGUUUUAACAUUGCACAUACAAGAUGUAAUGUGGUGUAUGAGAAGUGUUAACAACCCUUUUCAGUACUAGAUUAACAGACUGCAGGUCUUGAGAUUUUUUUAACAAGGCUAUGCUCUCUGUUCUUUCACAAAAAGUAUUAUGAAUCUUUAAACACACAAACAUUGCAGUCAUUGCUACUAGUUGUUGACAAGAUUAAAAAGCAACUAAUUUAUUUUUUAAAUGCAUUGUCUCAAAAAGGUAGCACAUGCCAUAGUACUAUUAGACAUACCGUGUUCAGUGUUUGGGCCCUUCCUGAAAUCUACAUACUGUUGUGGAUUUGAAGGAAAAAAAUUGUAAUGGUUAUUUUAAUUGAGUUAGGUUUGUGUUUUGGCGGCCUAUGACCUUAGCGUGUCAUACGUACAGUCAGAAAAUCUGACAACACUUGUUUCUUCAGUCUUGUACAUAUAGGGCCUGUCACGAUGGAGGAAACCAGUUUAGCUCAAAUUUAGUUUAACUACAGAAACACCAGUCUGUGGGUCAGUCUUGUUCUUUCAUUUUGUGUAGCUUUUGCAUAAUUUACUGUGUUGCAUACAAAGGGAGCGGUUUGCAAUAAGAUCAAAUUUGAGACCCAAAAUAGACCUGCAGUUAGAAAAUAACCUUUGGGACAUUCCUUAAAAAUGUGCAUCUACAAAAUUGAACAAAAUGAAGAAUGUCAAAUGGAGCAAUUACCCAAUCACAUUUUAUAAGAUGUACUUCAGAGGGUAAUUGCAUUUGAAUACAGGUACUUCAGGUUGUAUAGCAGCAGCUAACAUUUUCUCAGCUGCAGGUAAAGGGAUUGCUUGCUAUAACAUUAAAAUACACUUUUAAGACCCAAAAUUAACCGAGAACAGAAUAUGAAACUGUGACAUUCCUUGGAAUACUUGUGUACCUGUCAAAUUGUACCAAACGCAGAAAGUCAGAUGACUACAUGCUGGUUGGUGAUAAUUUUUCAGCUACCCCUUUGCCCUGGAAGUUUUGUUCAGUUUUGUGAUGCGGUAAUCCGUCCAAAAACAUUUGCAAGACUUGAAAAUUCAAAAUUGCCAAUAAUUACAUGUAGGCUGUUUGAUCUGUCAGUCUCUCUACAUGGGUAAUUUAUAUAUAGUGAGCCAGAGUUGUGUUUUUCUAAAGUUGAACAGAUGUUUUUUAUACUGAAUUGUAACACUUGAUUUUCCCUUUGUUCAUUUCAGAUUUAUUUGAUGGGGAAUACAGAAAAAUAAUAAUACGCCAUUUUGUUUUCUUGAACAGCAUCGAAUUUUAUAGCUUUUUUUUUUUCUUUCAUUGCACCAACUGAUCUAUCAGCACCCCUCUCAAAAACAAAAAAAAAACAAAACAAUAAA